UGUUUGUUCCCCCGUUGUCUGGAGUUGUUAAAAUGUUUACUGAGUGAAGUGAUUUCAGGUAUGAUAUAUGUCCAUAAUGAAUAUCACUGGCAAAAGUAUCACAUGAUAAUAAAAUCCAAUCAAUCAAUCAAUCGGUCGAUAUAGUUUAACGUUCAUGAGAAUUUAAAGUAUUCGUUUCAAAAUCAAUGGAAAAGUGUGUUUUCUGUGGUUGGUAUCGACGUACCAAUGGUCCAGUAUUGAGAUUUUACGGAAUCCCACGUGAACCAGGCUUAAAACGUGUAAAAUGGUUAUGCGCUAUUGGUGAUCGAGAAUUAUCACCCAAAGAUAAAGUAUGCAGUGUACAUUUUCGACAGGGUCGACCAUCCAGCGAUCCAUCACAUGAAGAUUUUGCUCCUCAUUUAUUUCUACAACGUUCGAUGUCACAGCCUGUUACCAAGACAUUAACAUAUCUUGAAAGUCUUGCUAAUGAUGAUGAAAUCGAUGAAAUGCCCUCUGUAUCACGGCCGGAGCGUUCUGAACGUUUGCAUGUAUGUAAACCAUCAAUUUUGCGAAAACGACGGAAGAUUACAUCCUCUUCAGAUGAAUCCAAGAAAACCUAUCAAAGUACUGCUGAAAAUCCGCAAGAUUGUGUGUCGGAAAAAACUUUGUCAUCGGAGACCCAAGAAGUGGAGAAAAGGCCAUCAAAAGAUGAUAUGCCGAAUAUUGUGAUGUUCACGAAUCCUUUGACUGGUAUGAAAAAACGUAUGAAGUUGCAACAUUUACCUCGACCGUUUGUAGAAGCAGUAGGUAUUAAGCCAGGUCAAACUGUGAUUAUCAAACGUCGGAUACGAGUGGCUAAAUCAGCACGAAAUGAGGCAGAAGAAUCCGACACUAUGGAAAAUGUGCUGGAAAAAGAGGAAAACCUUUUGGAGAAUGCAGCAAGCAUAUGUUAAAAUUUAUCGCUGAAAAGCAGUGGGUGCCAUUCUUUGGUAAUGUAUUUCACUCUAUAAUGAAUCAUACAAUCUCUUGGAAAAUUUUUGAAAUCUAAACAACUUUUAGCUCUUGUAAUUGAGCAGUGCAGUAGUUGGGGUUUGAAGGGAGAGC
This is a messenger RNA of Loa loa (African eye worm), 1083 nucleotides long. RefSeq lists its product as hypothetical. Bases 186 to 932 code for a protein of 248 amino acids. The record is from RefSeq and is a predicted model, not a curated record. NCBI's taxonomy places the organism in Eukaryota, Metazoa, Nematoda, Chromadorea, Rhabditida, Onchocercidae. The transcript is spliced from 5 exons.